AUGGGGCGCACGGUCGAUCAGGAAGUGCACGCGGCGUUCGUCGAGUUCCGCGCCAAGGAAGACGAUAAGUGUCUCUCCGUCCAGUGCAUCUACUGCCAGCAGAUUCGCGCCAAAAACACCUCCCGCCAGAAGCAGCAUCUCCUCGAGUGUCCGGGCCUCCGCGGCCACCCCAACGCUCCUCAGCCGCAGGGCACUGCGCCUGGUCCGAACGGCAUCGGCCCCGCCAACGGAUACAAUGCAACACCAAAUGGCCCUGCGGCCACCGCGCCUGGAGCUGGCCCUGGGCCGGCAGCAGGGACGAUUGGGAACCCUAACGGGCCCAUGAUGUCAAACGGAGUGAACCCUCCCAUCCAGGCCCCGCUGCAGAACAUGCAGAACCGCCCGUCGCUGCCCGCGCCAGGAGCUGCGCAAGGUACCAGCGGCACGUCCUCCGGCCCUGUAACCCAGCAGCGUUCUACCAAAUCGAAGAACCGACAGAGCACUUCGAACCUCCCGGCGCCGCCGCUCGAUGAUGUCCAUGCUGCGUUUGUUGAAUUCCGUGCCAAGGAGGAAGACAAGGUCCGCGCGAAGAACACUAGCCGGCAGCGUCAGCACCUGCUGGAAUGCCCAACCUACCUGAAUGUCAUGAAGGACUCUAUCCCGGCCAACAAUCUUCUCCACACCUUCCCCGAGGGUGACAUUGCCCGUUCCCUGCAGAUUCCAGUGCCAUCUCUGGAGCUGGAUUUCCGGUUGAGUCUCAAGAUCAACCCGAAGCCUGGAGGCCAAUCUUCCGAGCUCACGGUCAAGGAGUUGGCCACCCAAGUCAGUUAUACCUUCAUGCUUCAGACGGGGGAUGAGAACCCGGGUUAUAUUGCCGUCAAGGCCACGGCUGGCUGA
This is a messenger RNA of Rasamsonia emersonii CBS 393.64, 876 nucleotides long. RefSeq lists its product as uncharacterized. Lineage: Eukaryota; Fungi; Ascomycota; Eurotiomycetes; Eurotiales; Trichocomaceae. The record is from RefSeq and is a predicted model, not a curated record. Bases 1 to 876 code for a protein of 291 amino acids. The transcript has 4 exons.